Corythoichthys intestinalis (scribbled pipefish) is the source of this 1019-nucleotide messenger RNA. RefSeq names its product signal peptidase complex subunit 2 (gene spcs2). Gene Ontology annotation, biological process: protein targeting to ER. NCBI's taxonomy places the organism in Eukaryota, Metazoa, Chordata, Actinopteri, Syngnathiformes, Syngnathidae. The record is from RefSeq and is a predicted model, not a curated record. Gene Ontology annotation, cellular component: membrane; signal peptidase complex. The transcript is spliced from 5 exons. The coding region runs from base 38 to 727 and encodes 229 amino acids.
AACGGCGGGCACCACGCCAUACCACUAGGUGGAGUUAAUGUUUCGCCUCAGCCGUCGUACAAGCACAAAGAAGAAGCUGGAGGCGAAGAAGCAGCAGCAGCAGCAGCAGCAGCUGAAAAUGGCGGCCUCACGCACCGGAAAGAGCGGACUCUUGGAGAAAUGGCGGAUCGACGAGAAGCCGGUGAAGAUCGAUAAAUGGGACGGCGCGGCGGUCAAAAACUCUCUGGACGACGCCGCCAAACAGGUGCUGCUGGAGAAGUACGGCUACGUGGAAAACUUUGCUCUGGUGGACGGACGGCUUCUCAUCUGCACCGUGUCGUGCCUCUUCGCCAUGGUGGCGUUGGUCUGGGACUACCUGCACCCCUUCCCCGAGUCCAGACCCGUGCUGGCCUGCUGCGUGGUCUCAUACUUUGUCAUGAUGGGCGUCCUGACGCUCUACACUUCGUACAUGGAGAAGAACAUUUUCCUGGUGGCGCUCCAAAAAGACCCGGCCGGCAUGGAUCCCGAUCACGUGUGGCAGCUUUCGUCCUCGCUCAAGAGGUUCGACGACCAGUACACGCUGCGGGUGGCCUUCGGAGACGGCGCAAAGAAGACGUGGCGCGAGAGCCACACCACCUCGUCGGUGGCGGCCUUCUUCGACCGCAACGGGACGUUGGCCGCCGAGCGCUUCGACAAGUGCGUGUCGGAACUUCACGACACGCUGGCCGUCGACAAGAAAAGCAAAUGAAGUCCUCGCGGUCUCGUGACUGUUUUGAUGCCGCUUCAAUAAAAUGGAAUUUUUGCAACUCGUUCGCAUUUUGUCAUAUUAUCGCCACAAACAAAGAUGUACCGUAUUGGCCCGAAUAUAUUUGUCUCAUUUCGUGAACCUAGAUGUCUUACAACGGAUUCGCGGCGUCACUACUGGCGGUCAUCUUGUAACGGAGGAACUUCUGAGCAUAAGCGGAUUUUGCAGGGGGGCCAGGCCCCCCCUUGGUGACAGAAAAGUGUCAUUGUAUGUAAUUGACUUUCCUAUAUAUGAU